Oncorhynchus nerka (sockeye salmon) is the source of this 3098-nucleotide messenger RNA. Its product is annotated as protein PBDC1-like. Gene Ontology annotation, cellular component: cytoplasm. Lineage: Eukaryota; Metazoa; Chordata; Actinopteri; Salmoniformes; Salmonidae. The coding region runs from base 86 to 586 and encodes 166 amino acids. The transcript is spliced from 6 exons. The record is from RefSeq and is a predicted model, not a curated record.
UGUCACAGCAGAUGUAGGAAAGGAGACAAGGCGUUGGCCCUUUAAGCAGAACGAUAUGACGUAAUCGGGUCAGGGGUUUACAGCUAUGGCGUCGGGAAAUGGACUUGCUUCUCUGGGUGUCGAGGGAGCUACAGCAGCCGCACAGGCGCUGUCUCUACCAGCUGAGGCUUAUGGGAACGAUCCUCAACUGGAAGUGAUGUGGGCGAUGAAGGCUUACAAUCACGCAGAAAUCUACUUCAAUCUGAUCUCGUCGGUAAACCCCAGUAAUCUGAAGUUGACCACGGUGGAUGACCGGAUCUAUACAUCCUUCAAAGAAUCCUUCUCAGACCUCAACAUUAAGAACUUGGACCCAGACAUGCUCAAAACGGCAGAGGCCAAAGAGAAGUGGCGUCCAUUCUGUAACCAGUUUGACGGAGUGGUGGAGGACUUUAACUACGGGACUCUGCUACGACUUGACUGUGUGAAGGACUACACAGAGGAAAACACCAUAUUUGCCACCAGGAUCCAGUUCUUUGCCAUCGAGAUCGCUAGGAACAGAGAAGGAUUCAACACCCCUGUUUUCCAGGCUAAAAAGCAGCCUUUGUAAACCCAUACCCAAAAACCCAACCUGCUAUAACCUCUAACCCAGUAACAGAGGAAGUUGUCAGCCCUGUGUACCAGGUAAACACCCUUUAUAAACCCUACCACCACCACCUCUAACACAGAGGUUUUAACAGCCCUGGUUACUAGUGUAAACAUUCCCAGUGCUUGACACACCACCAUCUCCUUACAAACUUUUCCUCUGGUCACCCACCUUGUUGACAAAAUAGGUGGUCUACUGGAAACUCGACCAGGGGCAUGUUCAGCAGGGGUAUAUUCUUUACGUCUUGCCACAGAAAACAUUUAAGAACCAAAUCUAAACAUGGAGGGACCUACCUGAAUUUUUACAAUAGAAACCCUUUUUCCAUUUGGAAUAAAUGGUUUGUUGCAAAAAGUUUUGCAACAAUCUGUGUAAUACACCCCAGGGCACGUUAAGAUAGAUAUGUACAACAAACAAUUCACAGUAUUUCUAUCUGCAACAUUUGCUUACUGAACAUGGCCCAGAAGUCCACCCCUCCUCCCUCCACACACACUCCCACAAGUGUGUGUAUGUGUACUGAUGUCUAAACUGAGCAUCGUAGCUAUAUGUAAUUAGCUUUCCUCCUAUUUGUGCCAAGCACUUCUGGGAUUGCGUAUGUCCUUGUACAAAGUUGUAAACGUCUUUCAAAUGGCAUAUAUAUAUAUAUAUAUAUAUAUAUAUAUAUAUAUAUAUAUAUAUAUAUAUAUAUAUAUGAGGCCAGUCCGAAGGUAGACACCAAAUGCAGUCGGUUACACUGGGUAAAUCUGAAAGAACACCCUGUUUCUAAUUUAGUGCACAACUGCUAGCCAGAACUCUGGUCAUAAGUGGUUCACUAUAGAGAAUAUGGUGCCAUUUGAAAGACGUUUUUAUAUAUAUAUAUAUAUAUAUAUAUAUACACAGUUGAAGUCAGAAGUUUACAUACACCUUAGCCAAAUACAUUUAAACUCAGUUUUUCACAAUUCCUGACAUUUAAUCCUAUUAAAAAUCCCCUGUCUUGGGUCAGUUAGGAUCACCACUUUAUUUUAAGAAUGUGAAAUGUCAGAAUAAUAGUAGACAAUGACUUUCAGCUUUUAUUUUUCAGAAGUUUACAUACACUCAAUUAGUAUUCAGUAGCAUUGCCUUUAAAUUGUUUAACUUGGGUCAAACAUUUCGGGUAGCCUUCCACAAGCUUGGGUAAAUUUUUCACCCAUUCCUCCUGAAGGAGCUGGUGUAUCUGAGUCAGGUUUGUAGGCCUCCUUGUUCGCACACGCUUUUUCAGUUCUGCCCACAAAUUGUCUAUAGGCUUGAGGUCAGGGCUUUGUGAUGGCCACUCCAAUACCUUGACUUUGUUGUCCUUAAGCCAAUUUGCCACAACUUUGGAAGUAUGCUUGCGGCCAUUGUCCAUUUGGAAGACCCAUUUGCGACCAAGCUUUAACUUCCUGACUGAUGUCUUGAGAUGUUGCUUCAAUAUAUCCACAUAAUUUUCAUCCCUCAAGAUGCCAUCUUUUUGUGAAGUGCACCAGUCCCUCCUGCAGCAAAGCACCCCCACAACAUGAUGCUGCCACCCCCGUGCUUCACGGUUGGGAUGGUGUUCUUCGGCUUGCAAGCCUCCCCCUUUUUUCUCCAAACAUAACGAUGGUCAUUAUGGCCAAACAGUUCUAUUUUUGUUUCAUCAGACCAGAGGACAUUUCUCCAAAAAGUAUGAUCUUUGUCCCCAUGUGCAGUUGCAAACUGUAGUCUGGCUUUUUUUAUGAUGGUUUUGGAGCAGUGGCUUCUUCCUUGCUGAGCGGCCUUUCAGGUUGUCGAUAUAGGACGCGUUUUACUGUGUAUAUAAAUACUUUUGUGCCUGUUUCCUCCCGCAUCUUCACAAGGUCGUUUGCUGUUGUUCUGGGAUUGAGUUGCACUUUUCGCACCAAAGUACGUUCAGCUCUAGGAGACAGAACGUGUCUCCUUCCUGAGCGGUAUGGCGGCUGCGUGGACCCAUGGUGUUAUGUGCGUACUAUUGUUUGUACUGAUGAAAAUAGUACCUUCAGGCGUUUGGAAAUAGCUCUCAAGGAUUUUUUGAUGAACCAGGUCUUGGUUGAUUUCUUUUGAUUUUCCCACGAUGUCAAGCAGAGGCACUGAGUUUGAAGGUAGGCCUUGCAAUACAUCCACAGGUACACCUCCAAUUGACUCAAUUUUAUGUAUCAGAAGCUUCUAAAGCCAUGACAUAAUUUUCUGGAAUUCUCCAAGCUGUUUAAAGGCACAGUCAACUUUAUGUAAACUUCUGACCCACUGGAAUUGUGAUUCAGUGAAUUAUAAGUGAAAUAAUCUGUCUGUAAUCAAUUGUUGGAAAAAUUACAAAGUAGAUGUCCUAACAGACUUGCCAAAACUAUAGUUUAUUAACAAUACAUUUGUGGAGUGGUUGAAAAACAAGUUAAUGACUCCAACCUAAGUGUAUGUACAUUUUCAACUUCAACUGUAUGUAUGUGUAUAUAUUUUUUUUUUAUACCUGAAUAAAUGGAUGUCAAAUAAACCUGUA